This is a messenger RNA of Aphanomyces invadans, 720 nucleotides long. RefSeq lists its product as hypothetical. NCBI's taxonomy places the organism in Eukaryota, Oomycota, Saprolegniomycetes, Saprolegniales, Verrucalvaceae. Bases 1 to 720 code for a protein of 239 amino acids. The transcript is spliced from 2 exons. The record is from RefSeq and is a predicted model, not a curated record.
AUGCCGACGCCGUCCAUGCCGCCGUCUACAACACGGGUGUCCACGCCGCCGUCCACGCCGACCAGCCCUUGGACGACUCGCGUUCCGUUGGUGGAGAGCACGGAUUGCGAGGCGUGGGAAGACUAUGUUCCGAAACCCCGGAACAAGGAGUCGUCCAAGGGCUGGCUCCGCAAAAUUGGCAGCUGGGUGGACAUCAGUGUCGUGCAAGUGGAAUCCGGCGACCUCGGCAUGAAAUUCCGAUUGUCGCCGGACGGAACGUUGGUGCUAGUGGCGCUCGGAUCCGUCGCCGACACCCUGGGCAUUGUGCCCGGUUUGGUGCUGCAGGGAUUCAAGGAGCACGGUUCAACGGGGUACAUCGACAGCGGGGUUCCCAUGCUGGACGACCCACAGGCCGUACUCCCAAGAGUUAUCGACUUUCGUUUUUCCACCACGGUCCUGCGAUAUCUCGAGCCAAGUAGUCCCCGUGCCCACCAAGCGCUACGUUGGAUGCACACACAACGCACCGCGGUCCAGAAGAUGCGGCGAAUGUUCAAGCAAUUGUAUCCCCAGGAAACCAACCUGGACGUCCUCUGUGCGACGCAGCAUGAAGCGAAGUUGUCCGUAGGUAAUCGUCGCCUACUGAAGCACGAAGUCGCUCAAUCGAGAAACACAAAGUCGAUCCUCAGUCGAGGGAUAAACCAAAAGUCAGUUGACUUUCUGCAAGUCGAUCUGUCGAUUUAA